Messenger RNA from Lachancea lanzarotensis, 291 nucleotides. RefSeq names its product LALA0S07e01970g1_1 (gene LSM2). The coding region runs from base 1 to 291 and encodes 96 amino acids. The transcript is spliced from 2 exons. Gene Ontology annotation, cellular component: Lsm1-7-Pat1 complex; catalytic step 2 spliceosome; precatalytic spliceosome. NCBI's taxonomy places the organism in Eukaryota, Fungi, Ascomycota, Saccharomycetes, Saccharomycetales, Saccharomycetaceae. Gene Ontology annotation, biological process: mRNA splicing, via spliceosome. Gene Ontology annotation, molecular function: RNA binding. The record is from RefSeq and is a predicted model, not a curated record.
AUGCUCUUUUUCUCCUUUUUCAAGACCUUGGUGGACCAAGAAGUCACUGUGGAGCUGAAAAAUGACAUAGAACUGAAGGGAACGCUGAAGUCGGUAGACCAGUUUCUGAACUUGAAAUUGGAUAACAUAUCGUGUUCAGAUGAGGUCAAAUACCCUCAUCUGUCUUCUGUAAGGAAUAUCUUCAUCAGAGGUUCGACCGUCAGAUACGUGUAUCUCGAUAAGAACAUGGUGGACACGAAUCUGCUGCAGGAUGCCGCAAGAAGGGAGGCGAUAGGUUCGACGAAAAAAUGA